AUGUUCAAGAACCAAGAUCUGGAAGACUGGCGCAACGUUAUCGGUAUCGAGCAUGGAAAUAACUGGUGUGUGUUGUCCAUAUAUCCCAAAGAUGGAAAGGCAUGGGGCGCAGCGAUGAAGUCGUCGUCGAGCACCGAUACCUCGCCACAGUCAGAAAAAAGCAAGCUCAACAAUGCUUUGAACGCUGCCGCUAAUUCUUUCGUUCCUGCCAAUGUACCACUGAAGAAACAGAUGGCAGCGUUUUCUGUGGUCUGCGUCAAUCCUCAACUUCUUCCCUAUGCGUACGGUUCACCCACUCCAACAUUUUGA
Messenger RNA from Pyrenophora tritici-repentis Pt-1C-BFP, 309 nucleotides. RefSeq lists its product as uncharacterized. Lineage: Eukaryota; Fungi; Ascomycota; Dothideomycetes; Pleosporales; Pleosporaceae. The record is from RefSeq and is a predicted model, not a curated record.